AGAGCAAGGGAAAGAAACUUCCCACACCUUCGGGGCUGGAACCCUUUUCCUCUGCAUCUCCAGUCUCUGAGUGAAGAUGGGGGGCCUGACAGCCUCGGACGUGCACCCGACCCUGGGGAUCCAGCUCUUCUCAGCUGGAAUAGCGGCGUGCUUAGCGGACGUGAUCACCUUCCCGCUGGACACGGCCAAAGUCCGGCUCCAGAUCCAAGGCGAACGCCCGAUGUCCAGUGCUAUUAGGUAUAAAGGUGUCCUGGGAACAAUCACCACUCUGGUCAAAACAGAAGGGCGGAUGAAACUCUACAGCGGGCUGCCUGCGGGGCUUCAGAGACAGAUCAGCUCCACCUCUCUCAGGAUCGGCCUCUAUGACACGGUCCAGGAGUUCCUCGCCGCAGGCAAAGAAACAACACCUAGUUUAGGAAGCAAGAUCUUAGCUGGUCUAAUGACUGGAGGAGUGGCAGUAUUCAUCGGACAACCCACAGAGGUUGUGAAAGUCAGACUUCAAGCGCAGAGCCAUCUCCACGGUAUCAAACCUCGCUACACGGGGACUUAUAACGCGUACAGAAUAGUAGCAACAACGGAAGGCUUGACGGGUCUUUGGAAAGGGACUACCCCCAAUCUGAUGAGAAGUGUCAUCAUCAAUUGUACAGAGCUGGUAACAUAUGAUCUAAUGAAGGAGGCCUUUGUGAAAAACAACAUAUUAGCAGAUGACGUCCCCUGCCACUUGGUGUCGGCUCUUAUUGCUGGAUUUUGCGCAACAGCUAUGUCCUCCCCGGUGGAUGUAGUAAAAACCAGAUUUAUUAAUUCUCCACCAGGACAGUAUAGAAGUGUGCCCAACUGUGCAAUGAAAAUGUUCACUAAUGAAGGACCAACGGCUUUUUUCAAGGGGUUGGUACCUUCCUUCUUGCGACUCGGAUCCUGGAACGUCAUUAUGUUUGUGUGCUUUGAACAACUGAAACGAGAACUGUCAAAGUCAAGGCAGACUAUGGACUGUGCCACAUAAUCAGCUUCAAGAAAAUGAUGUGACAUACCAGUGGGAAUCUUGCUGACUGGAUCAUAAAAACAAACAAAACUUGUUCACUUAUUUUAACCUAAAAUGAUAAAGGAAUUUUGGUAGAGGAUUUUGGACUUUUCUAUAUAAAAAAGAGGAAAACUAAUGCCUAUUUCAUGUAACUUUUUUUUCUCAG
Mandrillus leucophaeus (drill) is the source of this 1184-nucleotide messenger RNA. RefSeq names its product uncoupling protein 1 (mitochondrial, proton carrier) (gene UCP1). Gene Ontology annotation, cellular component: mitochondrial membrane. The coding region runs from base 77 to 1000 and encodes 307 amino acids. NCBI's taxonomy places the organism in Eukaryota, Metazoa, Chordata, Mammalia, Primates, Cercopithecidae. The transcript is spliced from 6 exons. The record is from RefSeq and is a predicted model, not a curated record. Gene Ontology annotation, biological process: mitochondrial transport; adaptive thermogenesis; response to cold. Gene Ontology annotation, molecular function: oxidative phosphorylation uncoupler activity.